This is a messenger RNA of Symbiodinium necroappetens, 726 nucleotides long. The record is from the annotation of a GenBank genome assembly. Lineage: Eukaryota; Dinophyceae; Suessiales; Symbiodiniaceae.
GGAAAUCCAUUCCACCUUCUGGGCAGCAGGGCCGGCAGUGACCACCAAACGCACCAAACUCCGGCCGCAGUUCCCCCGUCUGCGCCUGCAGAGCUCACCGAGCCCGCGCCAGUGCCUGUAGCGGCCUGGCAGGAUGCAGCCCCCGGGGCACAAGCUGAGACCCACAGCACCCAGCGAGAGGCGCUGGCAGAGGAUACCACUGCCUUGACUGCGCACUCAGAGGAAGAGGCGUCCCGCAUUCGUUUACAGACUGUCCUUCUCAAGGCUGGCAAGAACGGAGUCUUGGAAGAGAUCUUGCAGAACCUAUUCCGCUCUCGCGCGUGCUCUUGUGAGCUGAGCUCGCAACAGCUUGGUCAACCCGGGGAUGGGCAGAAAAUCGGCCCAACUCCGCUUGUAGCGGACGAGCAGACGGAAAGUGGGGGAUUAGGCGAAGGUGAUGCCAGCCAGCUUCGUCAUGUGCGCGAACGGUUGACGAAUGCAUGGACGACCGGUGAGUUGAAGCAGGCGGUGCAGGAGGCUUUGGAGCACAACGGACCAAAGAUCGCAGAGGCGACAGCAGAGCAGAGCAUCCAAUUCCUGCAGGACGAGAUCAAGAUCAUGGCCGAAGAAAGUAAAGUCUUACAUGAGCAGGUUGAUCGAUUAAGCUCCGAGAUGCAGCGACUGCUGCUGACAAAUCAGCAGCUUCUCAACCAGAUCCAAAGCGGAGAAUCUGCGAGCAAGCGCUGA